AUGGCUGGAGCUUUGAUCGGAGAGGCCUUUAUUUCUGCUUCCAUCCAGGUGAUUUGUUACAGAAUUGCUUCACCCAAGUUCGUCGACUUAUUUCGGCACAAGAAACUCGAUCAACCUCUCCUCAUGAAACUGAAGAGGACGCUGUUGACCUUGAAUGCAGUGCUUGAUGAUGCAGAGGAGAAGCAAACUGAGAAACCAGCUGUGAGAGAGUGGCUUGACGACCUCAAACAUGCAGUAGACUUGCUGGAUGAGAUCAACUAUGAAUCUUUGCGAUGCAAGCUGGAAGGUGAAGCUCAAACAGCGGACAAAUUUACCAACAAGGUGUGGAACUUCCUCCCUACUUCUCGUAAUAAGUUUUAUCAAAGCAUGAAUGUUAAGAUACAAGAGUUGUUACGAAAAUUAGAAGACUUCGUACAAUUGAAAGGUGCUCUUGGUUUGACAGAAGUUGUUGGGAGGAAGGUUUCACAAAGAACUCCAACAACUUCCUUGGUUCAUGAACCUUUUGUAUAUGGUAGAGAUGAAGUCAAAGAAAAUUUAUCCAAAGUGUUGUUCUCUGAUGAUGCAAGCAAGGAAGAUGUGUCCGUCAUCACUAUUGUUGGAAUGGGCGGGGUUGGCAAGACAACCCUUGCCCGCAUGCUUUACAAUGAUGAUAAGGUGAAAGGGCAUUUUACACUUAAAGCUUGGGCUUGUGUUUCAGAAGACUAUGAUGCUAUCAGGGUAACUAAAACUCUUCUUGAGUCAGUCACUUCAAAAACUUGCAAUACAACAGAUCUGAAUUUGCUUCAAGUUGAACUAAGAGAACAACUGAGGGGGGAGAAAUUUGUAUUUGUGUUGGAUGACCUUUGGAAUGAGAAAUAUACUGAUUGGAACUGCCUCCAAACUCCUUUUACUUCAGGGGCAAGGGGAAGUAAAGUUAUCGUAACAACACGGAACAAAAAUGUAGCAUCUUUUAUGCAAAAUGUUCCCACUCAACCCUUGGAACCAUUGUCACAUGAACAUUGUUGGUUGUUACUUGCAAAACAUGCGUUUCGAAAUGUAAGCUGUAGUGCAUAUCCAAGCUUGGAAGAAAUCGGCAAGAAAAUUGCACGAAAGUGCAAUGGGUUGCCUUUAGCUGCACAAACACUUGGCGGUUUGUUACGCUCCAGGCUAGACUCCGAGGUAUGGAACAGAGUACUAAACAACAGCAUUUGGGAGUUACCUUCCGAGAAAAGUGACAUUCUUCCUGCUCUAGGAUUGAGUUAUCAUUAUCUUCCAGCUAAGUUAAAGCGAUGCUUUAUUUAUUGUUCAAUUUUUCCAAAAGACUAUGAACUCAAGGUAGAAGACGUUGUUUUUCUUUGGAUGGCGGAAGGUUUAAUUCCCCAAGCGGAGAAUGGGGACAACAUGGAAGAAGUGGCUAAGGAAUAUUUUGAUGAACUGUUAUCCCGAUCAUUGUUUCAAACGUCGGGGAAAUCAAGUUUCGUUAUGCAUGAUCUCAUCAAUGACUUGGCUGUGUUCAUGUCUAAAGGAUUUUGUUCCAGGUGGGAAGGGAGGGAAUCACAUGAAGUAGAAAGAGUUCGCCAUUUGUCAUAUGCUAGGGAAGAAUAUGAUGUUUCUCUUAAAUUUGAGGCAUUAAAGGGGGCUAAGUGUUUGCGGACCUUCCUACCUACCUCUUUAAAUCCAUAUAACUCUUAUAAAAAUUAUUAUCUAAGUAAAAAGGUUGUACAAGAUUUGUUGUCGUCACACAGAUGUUUACGGGUGUUAUCAUUGUCAAGUUAUAGGAAUGUCACUCAACUACCUGAUUCUAUUAAAAAUAUUAUUCACUUGCGCUAUUUGGAUCUCUCUGGUACUGCAAUUGAAAGGUUACCUGGUGUACUUUGCAGUUUGUACAAUUUGCAGACGUUACGAUUGUCAAGCUGUUACUCACUCGUUGAAUUCCCUGCUGACAUGAGAAAAUUGAUAAAUUUACAGAGCUUAAUGUUGGAAGAUUGUAUAUCUCUUACUAAAUUGCCCGUCGAUAUUACAGAAUUGAUUAGUUUGUAUCAUCUUGAUGUGAGUGGAACUAAAAUUACAGAGAUGCCAUCGCAAAUGAGUAGACUAAAAAGUUUGAGAACUUUGACUGCUUUUGUUGUGGGGAAAUCUACUGGGUCAACCAUUGGGGAAUUGGGGGAGCUUCCACAUCUUGGAGGAAAACUUAAACUGCAAAAUGUAGUUGAUGCUAAGGAUGCUGGGCAAGCCAAUUUGAAGAAUAAGAAGGAUAUGAAGGAGUUAGAGUUCGAAUGGGGCAAUGAAGACUCAAAUGAUUCCGCAAAAGUGAGAGAUGUACUUGACAAGCUCCAACCUUGCAUGAAUUUGGAGAAAUUGACCGUCAAACGUUAUGGCGGGACCAGCUUCCCAAACUGGUUGGGAGACUCUGCCUUCAAUAAAAUAAAAGUUAUGCGCCUCGAAGGCUGUCAUUAUUGCUUCGAGUUGCCACCGCUUGGACAGCUACCUGCUCUUAAGGAGCUCUUCAUAUAUAUCUUAGGCUGUCCAAAUCUGGUGUGUUUUCCCCAGGGAGGAUUGCCCACUCCCAACUUGACUCAAUUGGAAUUCAGCAGAUGCGAGAAGUUGAAGUCAUUACCUGAACGCAUUCACACCCUCACAGCCCUUGAAAGAUUGUGGAUAAGGAAUCUUCAAAAUCUGGAGUCAAUUGCAGAAGAUGGGGGUUUGGCUCCCAACCUCCAACAUUUUAGGAUUGAGAAUUGUGAGAGACUGAGAGCUUCGUCUUCAUCAGUGGGAGACCACUGUAACUGGGGUUUCCAAGCACUUGUCUCCCUUAAAUACCUUAAUAUUGGUGGCAGGGGAAGUGAUGAAAUCUUGGAGACGUUGCUCAAGCAACAGCUGCUCCCUACCACUCUUCGCAGUCUCUGGAUCGAGGAACUUUCAACUCUGAAAUCUUUGGAUGGAAAGGGACUUGCACACCUUACUUCUCUUCAAGAACUAUUUAUUAGUAGGUGUGACAGUCUGGAAUACCUGCCAGGAGAGGCACUUCAACACCUCACUUCUCUUCAAAGGCUAGAAAUUAGGUGUUGUGACAAUCUCCAAUUCCUGCCAGAAGAGGGUCUGCCGCCAUCUCUUUCUUAUCUGAAGAUCUUCAGAUGUUCUGGCCUGGAGAAAAGGUAUCAGAAUAAGACGGGACAAGAUCAUUGGGACAGCAUAUCUCACAUUCCUUGCAUCUGGAUAAAUGAUGAAGUCGUCAUAUGA
This is a messenger RNA of Prunus avium (sweet cherry), 3219 nucleotides long. The record is from RefSeq and is a predicted model, not a curated record. Lineage: Eukaryota; Viridiplantae; Streptophyta; Magnoliopsida; Rosales; Rosaceae.